Messenger RNA from Prosopis cineraria, 734 nucleotides. RefSeq names its product protein CRABS CLAW-like. The coding region runs from base 62 to 613 and encodes 183 amino acids. The record is from RefSeq and is a predicted model, not a curated record. Gene Ontology annotation, biological process: style development; floral meristem determinacy; leaf development. The transcript is spliced from 7 exons. Gene Ontology annotation, cellular component: nucleus. NCBI's taxonomy places the organism in Eukaryota, Viridiplantae, Streptophyta, Magnoliopsida, Fabales, Fabaceae.
ACCCUACCCUCCUCUUCUUCUUCCUAAAUCAUCUCUCUCUCUCUCUCCCCCCUCCAUUGAUAUGAACCUGGAAGAGAAAGUCACCAUGGACUUGGUUCAGCCAUCUGAACAUUUCUGCUAUGUCCGUUGCAACUUCUGCAACACUGUGCUUGCGGUUGGGAUCCCAUGCAAGAGGCUGCUGGACACAGUGACAGUGAAGUGUGGCCAUUGCAGCAACCUGUCCUUCCUGAGCACCAGGCCUCCUCCAUCUCAUCACAAUCACAACAACAACAACGAAACACAAGACAAUAUUGAUCACACACUCACCCUUCAGGGCUUUUAUGGUGAUUACAAGAAGGGACAGGCCUCGUCUUCAUCAUCUUCAUCUUCUUUAACUACGUCCAAUGAUCCAGUGUCCCCCAAAACAGCACCUUUCGUUGUCAAACCACCUGAGAAGAAACACAGACUUCCUUCGGCUUACAAUCGCUUCAUGAAAGAGGAGAUUCAGAGAAUCAAAGCAGCCAACCCUGAGAUUCCUCAUCGGGAAGCUUUCAGCGCUGCUGCCAAAAAUUGGGCAAGGUACAUUCCAAAUUCACCAAGCAGUUCACUUUCAGGAAGUAAGAACAAGGAAUGAAAGAGAGCUGUGUGGCAAAGGAAUUAAGUUAGGGCAAGAAAAUUAUAAGGUGGCUUGUUAUUAAGUUUAGUUUAUUUGGAAUCAACUAUAUAUUUUAUAAUGUGUGUGUGUGUGUGUGUGU